This is a messenger RNA of Lasiodiplodia theobromae, 1218 nucleotides long. RefSeq names its product Tyrosinase central domain protein. The transcript has 4 exons. Bases 1 to 1218 code for a protein of 405 amino acids. The record is from RefSeq and is a predicted model, not a curated record. Gene Ontology annotation, molecular function: oxidoreductase activity. Lineage: Eukaryota; Fungi; Ascomycota; Dothideomycetes; Botryosphaeriales; Botryosphaeriaceae.
AUGCGUCUGACUCAAUUAUUCCCGACAUUUGGGUUGCUGGUUGCAGCCGCCAACGCUGCCCCCACCGGCCCGGACUCCCAGGCCUUUUCGAGGAACUUCGACGGUUUUACCGCCGGACUUGAAGGGUGGGCUAAGAAUGCCUUCGACGUUACUAAAGGGGGCCUCUUCAACGAUGGCUCUUGUACUCCAGACAAGUUGGUCGUCCGUAAAGAAUGGGGUGCCCUCAGCGCCGAAGAGCGCAUCUCCUAUACGGACGCUGUCCAAUGCUUGCAAAGCAAGCCAGCUCGCACGCCAUCGAGUCUCGCGCCGGGUGCCAAGUCGCAUUUCGAUGACUGGGUUGUAGCGCACAUCAACCAAACCUUCAUCCAACACUACACCGCCACCUUCCUCAGCUGGCACCGCUGGUACAUCUGGGAGUACGAGCAAGCGCUCCGCACUGAAUGCGGCUACAUCGGCGCCCAGCCUUACUGGGACUGGGCCAAGACGGCCGAGACGGGGCUGGAAAACUCGCCCAUCUUCGACGGCUCGCCGACGUCCAUGGGCGGCAACGGCGAGUACGUGCACCAGACGGGUGACGUCGUCAUCGGCACCGAAAACCCGGUGCUGCUCGCGCCGGGCUCGGGCGGCGGCUGCGUCAAGAGCGGGCCCUUCUCCAACUACACGGUCAAUCUGGGCCCGCUCAGCCUGUCGCUGGUCAACGGCACCGCCGUCGGCAGCUCGCUGACCGAGGACAAGAGCGACGACUUCUCGUGGAACCCGCGCUGCCUCAAGCGCGACCUGAGCGACGCCGUCAACAAGCGCCACGCCAACGCGACGGGCGUGCUGAGUACGCUGCGCAACUCGACCGACGUGUACGAGUUCCAGAUGAACAUGCAGUCGUACCCCGGCACGGGCGAGCUCGGUGUCCACGGCGGUGGGCAUUACAGCAUCGGUGGUGAUCCGGGAAGAGACUUCUACGUCUCUCCUGGCGAGCCUGUGUUCUACUUGCACCACACCCAGGUCGACCGCACCUGGUGGCUGUGGCAGAUGCAGAACCCGGAAGAGCGCACGCAGGGCCCCAAGGCUCUGAUGGGCACGGGUACCUUCCUGAACUCCCCACCCAGCCCGGACGUCACCUACGACGACUGGAUGGAUCUGGGCUUCGUGACCGACAAGAAGCUCCAGGUCAAGGAACUGAUGAAGACGACCGGCGGGCCUUUCUGUUAUGUGUACGAGUAA